This is a messenger RNA of Gigantopelta aegis, 1567 nucleotides long. Its product is annotated as THUMP domain-containing protein 1-like. Lineage: Eukaryota; Metazoa; Mollusca; Gastropoda; Neomphalida; Peltospiridae. The coding region runs from base 104 to 1432 and encodes 442 amino acids. Gene Ontology annotation, biological process: tRNA modification. The record is from RefSeq and is a predicted model, not a curated record. Gene Ontology annotation, molecular function: RNA binding. The transcript is spliced from 3 exons.
CGAAAGCAGACGAUCAACCAACUUCCGGUUUAAAAUCCAUCCGGUCGCAAUUUUGUUAAUCACGAUUGACUGAACACGAAGUUGAUUUCGUUUGAACCAAGUGAUGGAUAAGCAAAACAAGAAGCGAAAAAAGUCUUAUUACUUGAAGUCGUCGCAGCAGAAGCGACAGAAGCUGAACAAACUGGAGGCCGGUAUGCGCGGUUUCCUUGUCACAUGUAACCGAGAUGAGAAGCAGGCGGUCCGCGAGAUGUACAAUGUCCUCAAUGAAUAUGCCGAUAUCGUGUACGGAGCCGAACAAGAACAGACUGAGCCAAAAAACACCGAUUUAGACGACGGAAGCGAAGAAAGCUCCGAUGAUGACAUGGAGAAGGCCAUGAAUAAAGAGGUCAAGGUCAUUCAGGACUCCCAGACGGGACCGCGACGAUUCCAGAACUGCUACACCAAUGCCAAGAAUUGCAUCUUCAUCAGCACCACCCUGGAUGACCCCUGCGACCUCGCACACAAAAUAUUCUCCGACUUGUCGUCGAGCAAAAAACAGAAAACGAGAUUCGCCAUGCGCUUGUUGCCCGUCGCGGGAACGUGCAAAGCGUACCUGGAAGAUAUUAAGAAACUGGCCGAGCAGAUUCUGUCUCCGCACUUCUCAACGCCCGUGGGAGACGGGAAGACGUACGGGAUUGUGUUCAGGGUUCGAAACAACAAUGGAGUCAGUAGACAGUGUGUGAUGCCGAUGAUGGGACAGUUGAUUGUUGACAUGAACCCACUGAAUAGAGUCCACCUUAACAAUCCAGAUCUUGUCGUCUUGGUUGAAAUCGUCUGUAGUGUCUGUUGUAUGAGCGUGGUCAAAGAUUUCUACAAAUUCAGGAAGUAUAAUUUUCAUGAAGUGAUUAAGGAUUCAGGAAGCGAAACAGAUAAAAUGCACACGAAAGUUGGGGUUUCAGGAAAUGAAAAAGAGAAAUUAUCUACACAGAUUGGGGAAUCAGGAAAUGGACCCGACAAAAUGUCUACACAGGUUGGGGAUUCAGCAAAUGAAAAAAACACAUUGUCCACACAGGUUGGGGAUUCAGAAAAUGGUCCUGACCAUAAUUCUACACAGGCUGAGGAUUCAGGAAAUGGAACUGACAAAAAAUCUACACAGGUUGAGGAGCUGAAGACUUUGGCCGAGAAUGCUGUGCAGAACAAAAAGGCUGACAUUUCACAGACUGUUAAUUUCAGUGAGACUCAAACGAAUAUCGGUGGAAAAGAUUCAACUGUUACAGAAAUAACAGUGGAUUCACUGAAGGUGGAGAAGUCAUCCUUGUCAAAGGAAGGGUUGUGUGGUCAGAGUGAUUGUGAGAAUCUUGACAAGAAUUUAAACUCGACCAGCAGUGACUGUUCGAAGAAGAUCAUUCCUGCAAUAGAAAAUGAUAGCUGUACUGAAAUGGUUACAUCUUGAUGAGGUACAGCUGUACCGUAUUGGAAGAAAAGUUAAAUGGCAAAACAAGGAGAAAAGACACUGUGAUAGAACAAUUGAUCAAUGUGUGUGUUUUUUCUUCAGUUAUAGUCUAAUAAAGUGAUAUGUAUGACAGUC